AUGUGCCUUCAGCGGUUUUCUUUGCGUGGGAAUUUCGAAUUCAAACCUUUCAUUGAUAAUACUUUAAAACAUUUAAAGGAAAAAACAAUGGCUGCAGAAGAAGGUGGUGUUCCAGUUGAUCUCUACAUCUAUGAUUUGACCCAUGGACUUGCUUCGCUGCUGUCUCCAGCAAUCCUGGGGCGACAGAUCGAGGGCGUUUGGCAUACGUCUGUGGUUGCCUUCGAUCGGGAGUUCUUCUAUGGCGGCUCGGGCGUGACCAGCUGCGCUCCGGGCAGCACGCAGCUGGGCGCCCCCCACCAGGUGGAGCGACUGGGCAACACGUUCGUGCCCUUCCAGGUCUUCGUCGACUAUAUGCAGGGCCUCGCAACAACCACAUACACGCCCGCCGCGUACCGCCUGCUGGAGCACAACUGCAACCACUUCAGCGACGAGGUGGCCCAGUUCCUGUGCGGCGCCAGAGUGCCCAAGCACAUAGUGGCGCAGCCCGAGCAGGACCUGCCGCCCCCCCUGCGGGGUGCGCUCACCGCACUCCUCGACCAGCUCGUGCCAGCUGGGGACCAGACGGUGUACGCGAACGGAGUACGCCACAGCCGCCAAGACAGCCCCGACUACCUCACACUCAACAACCAAAUCGAGGAGGCCAGGCUGCAGUCGCAGGAGCUGGAGCAGCGACGGAGCACCCUCGCCGAGAAGCUCGCGCGCAAGGAGCGCCGCCGCGAGAAGAAACGGAAGAAGCACCAACGGGAUCACCCCGACGGGCAGCCCGCUGAUGACCUCGAUGAUGUUUACGAAGCGGGCCGCGAUUAUAAAUAUAUAAGUGCGUGGCGCGCCUGGCGUGGUGCCAGGGCGGUGGGCGGGCCGGGCAGUCGGUGCCCGGCGGCGGUGUGCAGUGCUCCCUUGGACUGCAGACGGCUGCAGCGCGACUCUCCGCUGUGGCGGCCACUUUCGUCUGGAAAUAGACCGCCGACUGUUUUCAGUCUAGUGUCGACAGAGAUGGCGGAAGGUGUGGAGACAAUGGAGAUGCCGGAGGCUGCGCGAGCUGGACCAAGCUCUCGCGCCCUCGACAUAGAGCCUGACUCGGAGCCGCGCAGACCCCCUCGCGACCCGCCAAUUGUCUUCCGCGACCUCGAUGGCGCGUCUGAGUUCGAGGCGCUGUCUAAGGCGCUGGAGAAGGCGGACCUGGCCGCGGAGGAGAAACAGAGCCUGGACGAGCUGCAGCAGUACCUCGUCCACGGCGAGGGCAGCUGGGUGCUCGGCGACGAGUUCCUCAGCUUCAUCGGUCGCUUAUUGACGGACCAGUCGCUGAGCGGCGAGGUGCGCCGCGCCACCCUACGGUGCCUGGCGGCCGCCGCGCUCAGGGACGACGUGUCCCUGAUCCUGCACCAGGACAGGCGGCACCACGCGCUGCUCGGCUACGCGCACUCCGUGGACGGGCUGCCGCCGGCGGAGCAGCACGCGCUGGCCCUCUUCAUGUGUAACCUGUUCGAGCACGCUUCGUCAUCCGAGUGGCUGCUUUACAUCAGCGAGUGGGAGGCGAACGGCCACCAGCUGUCCAACAUACGCGUCACGACCAAGGUGUGCGUGCAUUGCGCGCUCAGCGAGGAGGCGGAGUUGCGCGACGCGGGAACGGCGUUGCUCUACAACGUGGCCACCAAGGAGGUAAAGACCGUGGUGUUCGACGAGGUGUGCGUGGAGCUGGCGAUGGCGGCGCUGCAGCUGCUGAGCACCGCGCCCGCCGAGGAGCACCUCUGGCGCACGUGCUCCGCCCUGGCGCGCCUCUCGCAGCACUCCAACGACGUGCCGCAGCUGGUGGCCGUGGUGGGCCCGGACCCCUCCGCGUACAGGGGAACCAGUCCGCGAGUGGAUGAGCAAAUAGACCUCAUAAUGCAGAAGGUCAAG
Molecule: messenger RNA, 1899 nt
Organism: Iphiclides podalirius (scarce swallowtail)
Lineage: Eukaryota; Metazoa; Arthropoda; Insecta; Lepidoptera; Papilionidae
Source: the annotation of a GenBank genome assembly